Papaver somniferum (opium poppy) is the source of this 459-nucleotide messenger RNA. Its product is annotated as major allergen Pru ar 1-like. Gene Ontology annotation, molecular function: abscisic acid binding; signaling receptor activity; protein phosphatase inhibitor activity. Gene Ontology annotation, biological process: abscisic acid-activated signaling pathway; defense response. Gene Ontology annotation, cellular component: nucleus; cytoplasm. The coding region runs from base 1 to 459 and encodes 152 amino acids. Lineage: Eukaryota; Viridiplantae; Streptophyta; Magnoliopsida; Ranunculales; Papaveraceae. The transcript has 2 exons. The record is from RefSeq and is a predicted model, not a curated record.
AUGGCUUGCAUUACCUUCGAUGAGACAUUGCAUUGUACAGUCUCCGCACACAUAAUGUUCCAUGCAAUGUUCUUAGAUGCUCACAAUUUGAUGCCAAAGGUCAUGCCUCAUGCUGUCAAGAGCGUCGACUUUGUCUCUGGUGAUGGAGGCUUUGGAAGCAUUCAACAAGUUAACUUCUUCCAAGACUGGACUCCAAAGGCAAAGACAACUUCGAUCGAGUGCAACUACACAGUGAUUGAAUCUGAUGCAUUUAGCAACAAGGUUGAUCAUAUCAGUAACAAGAUCAAGUUUGAGAUUGCUCAUGGUGGUGGUUGUAUAUGUAAAUCGAAAAUCUCUUAUUACCUGAAGGCUGGUGCAGUGUUAAAUGAAGACGAGCUUAAAGUAAGAAGAGAAAGUUCAAAAGGGUUAUACAAAAUAGUGCAAGAUUACCUCGUCAAAAACCCUGAUGUCUAUGCCUAA